AUGGAGAAAAAUGGAAACCCUCCAUCUUACGGCUGGAGUAAUGGGCAUAUGCAGGCACCUCCUGCGGCCCCUCCGAGUUAUUCACAAGCCGUGGGCGGUGUGGGACCCUCCAGUCCAUACACGCCCCAAUAUCCUCGUACAACGGGUCCACAAAUAGUCACAACAGUGGUGCCUUUGGGGCCACAAUCUACACAUAUGAUAUGCCCCAGUUGCCACGGAGAAAUCGACACGGCCUCAAAGAAAAAACCGGGUCUCAUUGCAUAUAUAGCCGGAUCGGUGAUGUGUAUCCUGGGGUUGUUUUGCGGCUGCUGCUUGAUUCCGUGCUGCAUCGACAGUUGCAUGGAUGUGCAUCACGAGUGCCCCAAUUGUGGCGCUCACCUUGGCCGCUAUCGCCGGUAA
This is a messenger RNA of Pieris macdunnoughi, 399 nucleotides long. Lineage: Eukaryota; Metazoa; Arthropoda; Insecta; Lepidoptera; Pieridae. The record is from the annotation of a GenBank genome assembly.